UCUUAUUUUGGUUCCCUGUGGCUCUUAUAAAGGGCUAUUUCUCUGUCUAGAAGUUACACGAAGCUCAACGGAAAGUCUGCAAGGAUGGCAGAGGAGGAAGUUAGCUAUGCCACAGUCAAAUUCAAAAAAAAGAAACAUUCAACAAAAGUUAAAAAGGAGGAAACGGUUUAUGAUGAAGUGGAGGUGAAAAUGAGCAAAGGAGAAAAUGAAGCAAAGGAAAAAACUCCGGACACAAACGACAAGACAUCAGACAGAACUAUGAGCAGACAUCGCCACUAUAAACAGUUGGCUUGUUGUUUGGGAAUCAUUUGUGUCAUGUUGGUGUUGGGCAUCAUAGCAGUCACUGUCUACCAUCUAUACUGCAAACUCAGCUCAGACACUGAAGACUUGAGGAGGAACCAAACCAACCUCAUUCUCCAGAUUCACAACCUGACACGAGACUCUACUCUCUUGGAAAAACAACUUGCAGAAAAAAACCAGGAGCUCGAAAAGAAAAAUGAGGAGCUGGAGACAGAAAAGAAAAACCUAAAAGAAAUAAUAGAACAGAUGACGACACGACGGGAUGAGCUCAAUGUUAGUCGAGCUCAGUGGAGCAUUGAUGCCUACUGUCCCAAAGAAAAAAACAGUAACAACAGAAAAUGUAAUGCUUGUCAGGCUGGCUGGUUAUAUUUUGAGCCCAGCUGCUAUGUAGUUCAUAAUGCUGAACGUGCUGAAUGGAAAACCUGGGAAGAAGCUCGAGAAAACUGCAGAGGAAAGAGUUCAGAUUUAGCUGUUGUUAUUAAUGAAGAAGAAAAGAAAAAUGUCAGUAAAAACAGUUGGAAAGAUAAUGAAAACAAAAGAUACUGGAUUGGUCUGAGAGUUGAAGAUGGGAAAUGGAAGUGGCUGGAUGGAAGGAAUCUGACUGAUAGCUCCUGGAUGAACCAGCCUCCUUCUGAUGGUCACUGUGCAAUCUCUGUACAAGACGAAGGAUUUAAAUCAGUGAGAUGUGAUGAGACGAACCCAUGGAUCUGCAAUAAGAAAGCUUUGUCUGUUUGAAUACUGCAGUAAAACUUCAGAGGACUUUUGGAUAGUCUCAGUCUCAAAAUAUAAUAUUAAUGAUGAUAUUAAUAACUGGUCAACAGAGGGCACUGCAUUACUUCAAACCAAUGAGUUGUUCCCUGAAGUAUCUGCACUGAAAUUUUUCAUGUUGCAAUGAUAGUUAUUGUUAAGCUAUGUUAUAUUAAUGAGAAAUGUUUUAGUCAAGCCAAGAACAACACUGUUCAAACUGCUGUAACAUGUAGAAGAAGGACAGCUGGCCUCUACAUUUGGACUUUGUUAAUCAGUCACAGUGUCAACAUCAGCUACAGAGCAGCAGAGAAGAACAGGAAGUUCAGCUUAUAAUUGAAGUCUCAUGUUGUGUAUUUUGCAUAUUGUUAUCAUAUCAGCUUGACUUUUUUUAGUGUUGUUAUUAAAGUUUUGAUUUUAUUCAUUUACAUUGAUUGAAAUGAAAUUAUGGAUCCAUCCUGCUUUGUAUCACCAGCUCAGCCUGGUGGUGGUGCUGUAAGGGUUUGGGGGGUAUUUUCUUGGCACACUUUGGGUCAUUUAUGCCAACUGAGCAUAAAUAAAAAUGGCACAGUCCACCUGUGUAUUAUUGUUGAACAUGUCCAUC
Messenger RNA from Haplochromis burtoni (Burton's mouthbrooder), 1648 nucleotides. RefSeq names its product C-type lectin domain family 4 member M-like. Bases 85 to 1035 code for a protein of 316 amino acids. Lineage: Eukaryota; Metazoa; Chordata; Actinopteri; Cichliformes; Cichlidae. The transcript has 7 exons. The record is from RefSeq and is a predicted model, not a curated record.